Messenger RNA from Trichophyton verrucosum HKI 0517, 402 nucleotides. RefSeq lists its product as uncharacterized. Lineage: Eukaryota; Fungi; Ascomycota; Eurotiomycetes; Onygenales; Arthrodermataceae. The coding region runs from base 1 to 402 and encodes 133 amino acids. The record is from RefSeq and is a predicted model, not a curated record. The transcript has 2 exons.
AUGCAUGACGCUGAAAUUGAGGACUCUGACUCUGGAGUUGAAGUGAAUUAUAUGAGCAUGAAAUUAAUCGACGGUCAAACACCGAAGGCAUGUUGGGACACGCUCAUCAUCGACGAAAAAAAGGGCACAAGGACUAACUACUUCAUAGAACUACGCUCUUCACCAUCUCCUAAAUAUCACAGCUUCCUCGAACAUCUACAAUGCAAGAAUAUCAUUGUCAAGAAGAAGGGAGUUCAUAACCCAAGCAGGAAAGACUGGAAAUAUGAGGUUACUCCGAUUGACUGGGAAGAGGCUGGAUGGUACCCUGGCUACCAGGAAUAUACUCUCGCCGCACAUGCAUCCGGCUGGGAGGCUGACUGGCCAAACCGGCUACCGAAGCUGAUGGAUCCAUACGACCUUUGA